UGGACAUGUUUACAUGUAUUUACCAAUGUAUAAUAACCAUUCAUCUGUCUGUAACAGCUCGCAGACACCGACGUGGCCGCCGCCGCCAUCAACAUCAGGGCGUGCUGGCCAUCGGCAUUCAAGAAGGAAACAGCCUCCAGGAGGCGAUUGACCGCCUCCUAACUGGAGAAGGGGCGGUCCUUCUAGAGGCAGAGGAAGAGCAAAGCCUGCGACGUCUGCAACAGGGCCUCCGCAGGGACGUAGGAGGGUGGAUUAUUGGAGUAGAGGAAGCCCACCACCUCCUCCAGCGGCUGAAUAACAUCAUGGCCAGAAUGCCGAGCCCUCCUCCCCCUGCGGAGAUGACCACCGGCCCUGUUGCAGAGUCGUGGGGUUACACACAGAACACCAUGAAUAUGGUCAAAGUUCCUGAAUGCCGCCUGGCCGAUGAACUCGGAGGACUAUGGGAAAACUCCCGUUUCACCGACUGCUGCCUCUGCGUGGCUGGUCAAGAGUUUAAAGCGCACAAAGCCAUUCUGGCAGCCCGAUCACCUGUGUUUGGCGCUAUGUUUGAACAUGAGAUGGUAGAAAGGAUAAAAAACCGCGUCGAGAUAAUAGACGUGGAGCCUGAUGUGUUCAAAGAAAUGAUGUGCUUCAUCUACACCGGCAAAGCACCUAAUCUGGACAAAAUGGCGGAUGACUUAUUGGCGGCUGCCGAUAAGUAUGCCCUGGAACGCCUGAAAGUGAUGUGUGAGGAAGCUCUCUGCAGCAACCUAUCUGUGGAGAACGCAGCAGAGAUCCUGAUCCUGGCUGAUUUACACAGCGCUGACCAGCUGAAGACCCAAGCUGUGGACUUUAUCAACUACCAUGCAUCUGACGUUAUGGAGACAGCUGGGUGGAAGUCUAUGGUUAUUUCCCAUACACAUCUGGUAGCAGAAGCAUACCGCUCCCUGGCUUCAGCCCAGUGUCCUUGUCUGGGCCCUCCACGCAAACGUCUGAAGCAAGCCUAA
This is a messenger RNA of Spea bombifrons (plains spadefoot toad), 986 nucleotides long. RefSeq names its product speckle-type POZ protein-like. Gene Ontology annotation, cellular component: cytoplasm; nucleus. NCBI's taxonomy places the organism in Eukaryota, Metazoa, Chordata, Amphibia, Anura, Pelobatidae. Gene Ontology annotation, biological process: regulation of proteolysis; proteasome-mediated ubiquitin-dependent protein catabolic process. The coding region runs from base 6 to 986 and encodes 326 amino acids. The transcript has 9 exons. Gene Ontology annotation, molecular function: ubiquitin protein ligase binding. The record is from RefSeq and is a predicted model, not a curated record.